Messenger RNA from Closterium sp. Yama58-4, 2259 nucleotides. The record is from the annotation of a GenBank genome assembly. Lineage: Eukaryota; Viridiplantae; Streptophyta; Zygnematophyceae; Desmidiales; Closteriaceae.
AUGUCAUCCAAGAAAAGUGUUUGGACACGUUCGUUAGGCUUCAGUAAAGAUGAAUCGUCAAACCUUCUCUCGAACCCAAGCUUCGAUACAAGCUGUCUCGAUAUAGGCUGGCGUCGCAAGAAGCUGAACGCGUCGUGCGAUCCAUGGCCGUACUUAUUCCCGUGGCGCGCGUUGGAACCUGGGGAAACAAUCUUAAGCGACGAGUUUUUGGCCACCGCAUCUGGCGGCGGAAACCGCGGAGCAUUGCUCGCGCCGGCGGGUGCGACACUGGCGGAAGCGGUCGCGACAGCAGGAGGAGCGACGGCGUCGCCUGCUGACGUGUCAAUAAAGGACGGGGUCACGGGAGUCACGGACACCUUAUUGGCAGCUGAUGGGUCCCGCUUUGUACGACUGACUUCCGCCUUUUCCGCGUCGCCUAUUAGCAACGACAGUUCCGGUGAUCGCAAUAGCAGUAGCGCGUUUGGCGGCCCAGCUGUAUUGCAAGCGCUGUGCGAACUCAAACCCGCGGCGCCGACCAGCAACGACUCGCAGCAGGCGCAGCAGCAGCAGUCCCCGCGCCAGCUGUCCCUCUCGUUCUUUGCGCGCGCCAGCCUGUGCGCGAAGGGUGGAGGGGGCGCGGAAGGGGAGGCGGAGCGGCUGUUGACGGUGCUGCUGCUGGCAGUUCCGCUCAACACCUCCGCCGCCGCCGCGGCAGGGGGAGGGGCAGGGGGGGGAGCGGCGGAGCAGGUGUGGGGGGAGUGGCGGGUGGGUGUGCCGUGUGGGGGGAGCAGCGCGAGUUUGUCCGGCGCCUUGCCUUGCACCACCACCGCCACCACCACCACCACCACCACCACCACCGCCACCACCAGCAGCGGUGCUGACAGCAGCGGGAGCAGUGGCUUCACCAUCACCUCCCUUGGCCUCCUGAUCCAUUCAACGUUACACGCCGCCCUUUCCCGCUCUGGAUCUUCCCUGCGAACGCUGCUCCGCUUCCCCAGACUACCCCUCUCCAUACACAGGCGGGCCUGGGGGCCACGGCAGGUGCGGAACUCUGGGCCGACGAGAGCAGCAGGAGCAGCACCCGCAGUGCAAGCCGCUGGUGGGGUAGCAGCAGCUGGUGCGGAGUCUGUAUCCCACAAUGCGGCAGCAGCAGCAGCAGCAGCAGCAGCAGCAGCAGCAGCGGAGGUUGUGGGAGCUAGACUUGGAGCAGCCGCGUUCACUGUUGCUGCGAGUACGGAAAGGGGAGCAGGAGCGGGAGCGAAGGUGGGGGUGAAGAGCGAGGAAGUGGCGUCGGAAGAUGGGAGCACUGCUAUCGACCUUGCGUCUGUCAUGCUCACUAGCACCGACCCCUCUCCUCUCAACUCCUUCUCCCACUGGCCGCUCUCCAGCGCCCAUCCGCUCCUCACAGCCGGCUCAGCUCGCCGCAACCGCGCCUCCCUCUCCCUCACCACGCUCUCCGACCUUAACUCUGCCUCUCUCGCGCUGCACCCCGCCCCCUUCGCCCUGCUCGCCCCUGCCACGCCCGCCUCCCCCUGCCGCCCCUUCUCCUUCUCCACCUCCUUCGCCUUCCGCAUCUCCUCCCCCAACGCCGCCGGGCUGGGCGGCGAGGGCUUGGCGUUUGUGAUGCUGCCGUCUCCCACACUCGGCCUGCCGGGGCCCUCCCUGGGCUACGGCCGCCUGCUGCUGCCACCUGGGAGCACUACCGGUGCCGAUAAUUCCAAUGACGUGUCAUCUCAGGUACAUGUCAUCUCAGGUACGUGUCAUCUCAGUUACGUGUCUUCUGAGGUACGUACGUGUCACCUCAGGUACGUGUCAUGUCAUCUCAGCUACGUGUCAUCUCUCGCUGUCCGUCUCUUGUCUGCGGGCUUCUUUAUCGCGUCUCAUCCGCCUGACUUACUUUGUUUAUCUUGUAUUUCUCACUCCUACUCUGCCACUUUGCUGUUUUGCUUAUCGGCUGCUACUCCCCCCUCCCACACGCGCUAUCCCCCCUCCCACACGCGCUAUCCACAGCAGCAGCGGAGCCUGGCAGUGGAAUUCGACACGUCCUCUUCUCCUGAGUUCUUGGACCGCCCCGACCACCACGUGGGGGUGAACCUGCACGGCACCAUGCUCUCUCUCGCCUCUGCCCCCGUGCACCCCGUCGGCAUUCCCUCCCUCAACGCUGGCAGCAGCGCCCCCCCCGCCACUGUUUGUGGGAUUCACAGCGGCCACAGGCAAGGGGGCAGAGCAGGCCCAGGCGCACGAGGUGCUGGGGUGGACCUUCCAAGUGGGGGAGGGUGA